AUGGCGUUGGCCGCCAGCGCCGUCUCGGCGGGCCUCUGCACCGCCGUGCCGCCCGUAUCGUACGCCGAAGCGGCCCAAAAACCGUACUUGAAACCUGUCGUGGACGUGCUGCGCGAGUAUGCGACCGCGACCUGGUACACGGACCGCGGUGGGGACGCGAUCUCGGAAUUGCUCUCAAAAUGCGCCGGCGCCACCCCUGUCAUCGUCAUCUAUGGUCUUCCGGGCAAGGACUGCGCGGGCCACUACUCGUCGAACGGCGGCAACCAGUCGCCGGCCGACUAUGCGCGCUGGAUCGACAGCCUCGUGUCCCGCGUUGGCAACACCAACGUCAUUUACAUCCUCGAGCCGGAUGCGAUUGGCAAUCUGGCCAACAACGAGUGCGCGACACAAAGAGGAUACCUCCCGAACCUCAAGGUCGCGCUCACCAAGCUCUCGUCCAAUGCAAACGCGCAGAUCUACGCCGACGUCGCGGGCUGGGCCAAUCAAGGCGCGGCGCAAGAGGUGCUGUCCAAGCUCAAGUCGGCCGGUCGCCUCAACGGCAUUGCCAUCAACACGUCCAACUACAAGGACACGGACACGCUCAAGAGCAUUUGCCAAGCGUACUCGAGUGCGACCGGUGGCCUCCACUGCGUCUUUGAUACCUCGCGCAACUACCGUGGGUCGCCUCAAAGCGAGUGGUGCAACGCCAAGUCGGGUGGCAUUGGCGCGCCGCCGGGGACACCGACCGGCAGCUCGAUUGACGACGACAUGAUCGAACGCGACUCGCGCGGCAUCGUCGUGCUCGUGGGUACCUCCCGGUACAGCGAAGCCGUGCUCUAA
Saprolegnia parasitica CBS 223.65 is the source of this 819-nucleotide messenger RNA. RefSeq lists its product as hypothetical. Gene Ontology annotation, molecular function: hydrolase activity, hydrolyzing O-glycosyl compounds. Gene Ontology annotation, biological process: cellulose catabolic process. The transcript is spliced from 2 exons. The record is from RefSeq and is a predicted model, not a curated record. Bases 1 to 819 code for a protein of 272 amino acids. Lineage: Eukaryota; Oomycota; Saprolegniomycetes; Saprolegniales; Saprolegniaceae.